Messenger RNA from Sinocyclocheilus grahami, 3044 nucleotides. Its product is annotated as protein diaphanous homolog 3-like. NCBI's taxonomy places the organism in Eukaryota, Metazoa, Chordata, Actinopteri, Cypriniformes, Cyprinidae. Gene Ontology annotation, biological process: actin filament polymerization. The record is from RefSeq and is a predicted model, not a curated record. Bases 1 to 2538 code for a protein of 845 amino acids. Gene Ontology annotation, cellular component: actin filament. The transcript has 21 exons. Gene Ontology annotation, molecular function: actin binding.
AUGCGUAAUGCUCCUUUAAGCCGUUCGGUGCUUAUGCAGAGCCUGAACGCUGUAAAAAAUUAUGCUCUGGAUAUCCAGCUGAAGGUCUUCGAGGAGCACAAGGAGGAGGACAUGAUUGAGUUCUCCCAUCGCCUGGAGGACAUCAGGAGUGAACUAGAUGAUAUUGGAGAUGUCUUUAAUGUGUUAUACUCCUCUGUGAAGGACACGAGCACUGAGAGCCAUUUUCUUUCCAUACUACAGCACCUGCUUCUGGUCAGGAAUGACUAUUUCACACAGCCUCAGUAUUUUAAGAUCAUAGAGGAGUGUGUGUCUCAAAUCGUCCUUCAUCGUAGCGGCACAGAUCCUGACUUUGCCUACCGCAAACGUUUGGAUGUGGACUUCAGCCACCUGUUAGAGGUGUGUGUGGAUAAAGCCAGGGCUGAGGAGUUUGAACAGAGGGCCUCAGAGUUAGCUCAAAAGCUUGAUGAGGAGUUCCUGGGCAGACAGGAAGCUCAAGCCCAGUUGUUGAAGAAGGAGGAGAAGAUCAAUGAGCUGGAAGCUGAAAUUCAGUCCUAUAGAAACCAGUUCGGAGCAGUUCCAGUGGUGUUAACGUCAGUGCAGUCUGUACCGGCCUUGUCUUCAACUGCCUCUUCCUUAUGUCCCCCUGCCCCACCUCUUCCUCCACCUGUUCCUGGAGCUCCAGCUCCGCCACCUCCACCACUUCCACCAGGCUGUGCCUCCAUGCCCGGGAUGCCUCCACCUCCUCCUCCUCUGGGGCUGGGCGUGCUGACAUCCUCCACAAUCCAACUCAUACUGCCUUUCGGUCUCAAACCCAAGAAGGAAUUCAAGCCAGAGACUUCCAUUAAGCGCCUCAAUUGGUCCAAGAUCUCACCCCAGGAGAUGUCCGAGAACUGUUUUUGGGUCAUCGCCAAAGAGGACCGUUACGAGAAUGAGGACCUGCUGACCAGGCUCGCCAUCACCUUCAGCACACAGAGAGCUGAAGCCAAAGUGUCUGAGGAGAGUGAACCUGUGGAAGAGCCACUCAAGUACACUCGACGAGAAGAUGAGGACCUGGAGGGGAAGAAAUCCAUCAAAAAGAGGGUCAAAGAACUUAAAGUGCUGGACCCAAAGAUAGCACAGAACCUCUCCAUUUUCCUGGGGUCAUUCCGUAUGCCCUACGAGGAGAUCAGGAGAAUUAUUUUAGAGGUGGACGAGGAUCAGCUGACUGAGCCCAUGAUCCAGAAUCUCGUGAAGUACCUGCCUGAUCAGGAGCAGCUGAACGCACUGGUCAAGUACAAGAGCGAAUAUGCCAACCUCUCUGAACCAGAGCAGUUUGGAGUAGUGAUGAGUAGCGUGAAGCGUUUGAGGCCCAGACUCAACUCCAUCUUGUUUAAGCUGCAGUUUGAAGAACAAGUGAGUAACUUGCGUCCGGACAUCAUGGCGGUGAACACAGCCUGUGACGAGAUGAGGAAGAGCAAACCUUUCAGCAGGCUGCUGGAACUCAUUCUGCUCAUGGGGAACUUCAUGAACGCUGGCUCGCGGAACGCCCAGUCCUUCGGCUUUAACCUCAGCUCGCUCUGCAAGCUGAAGGACACUAAAUCGGCUGAUCAGAAGUCCACUCUGCUUCACUUCCUGGCAGAAAUCUGUGAGGAGAAAUUCCCUGAAGUACUGAAGUUUGUGGAGGAUCUACAGCAUGUGAACCAGGCCAGUCGAGUAUCAGCAGAAAUCCUUGAGAAGAGCCUGAGACAGAUGGAGAAACACCUGCUACAGUUGGAGAAGGAUCUGGACACUUUCAGCUCCACAGACGACCAGCAGGACCUGUUCCACAGCAAGAUGGCAAGGUUCUCUAUGCAGGCAAGAGAUCAGUACCUGAAGCUGGUGAUCAUGCACAGUAAUAUGAUGACCCUUUACCUCAACAUGCUGGAGUAUUUCGCCAUCGACUCCAAGAAGACCUCCGUGGAGGAACUCUUCACUGACCUCAGCAACUUCAGAGCCAUGUUCAUGCAAGCAGUUAAGGAGAAUGCAAGGAGAAGAGAGGCGGAGGAGAAGCAGAGGAAAGCGAGGAUAGCCAAAGAGAAGGCGGAACGAGAGAAGCAGGAGCGGCAGAUGAAGAAGAAGAGACUGCUGGAGGUCAACACAGAGAACGAUGAGACCGGUGUGAUGGAUUGUCUGCUGGAGGCACUGCAGUCUGGAGCCGCUUUCAGAGACCGCAGGAAAAGAGCACCCCGACCCCGAGAUGAACCAACACAAGUGCUCAGUCCGAGUCCACAAAGACCUGUUCUGAAAGACUGCAACCACGAAAACAUGAAGGCACCUCUGCAAAGGUCACGGUCGCGGCAGAAUAUCAAUUUCAACUCGACACGAGCACCCACUACCAAGGAGCCUCAUUACGAGAGUGAGCCACAUCCUUCUGCAGCCCACAGGCUGACCCACCGGCCCGAGGGGGAGAGAGAAAAAGCCAGAGCGCGAGAGAAGGAAAAAGAGCAAACUCCGACACUUUGCUCAUCCAAUGGUGACACAGAUGUGGAGGCCUUGCUGGCCCGCCUGCGUGCCCUAUGAUGACAUCACCGCUUCCCCAGACCUCUCGGGUUUGACCUCUGUAGUCAGUACGGUGACACGGACACAAAAAAGAAACACAUAGCUCGCAGUCACUUUUUGCUAAUAAAUGCCGUCGGGUUGCGCUCAUACACGCAAAGGAAAAGUCUUAAUAAUUAACCUUUCCCAUCCGUCUCCUCUGCCCUUUUACGUCUAACAGCAGACUUGUUGUCCACAGAAGUGCGAGUCUUUGUGCUGGUCGGGUCCAGGAUGAAAACUCUUUGCUAUGUUUUAUUAAGCAGCUAAUUACCAGACUGUUUAGAAUGACCUUUGGUCUUUUUUUAUGUCAUAAACAGACCAAUUAUUACUCUUUAAAAAGCUUCAUGCUGCUCUUUAAGGCAUUCAUAAAUGUGUAUUUUCACUUACAUAGACCUAUAACAGUUCAAAUGUAUCAAAUCUAAUUUUCCCUUUCCGCAUUCAGACUUAUUUAACCCUUUCAUAAACCCCCCAAAAUAUUAGCUUUAUCUUAG